GGAGGUGAGGACCAGGGUUGAGAAACACUGCUCUAUCUUAUUAGCAACACAGAUACCCACAUAAUACCAAAACACAUAACAGACAGUCAUGCAUGAACACAAUCAAAUCUGCAGAAUGGCUCAAUUGUGUUUCUCUUUCGACUGUUGGAGGAAGCGGCAGAGAUGAACCCAGAAAGGAGAUUCUCACCGCAGCUGCUUGACUGAGUCAGAUGUUUUUAACCGGUCUGAGCGGUUGCAAAGGGUCCUUGAUGCACACUGAUCCAGCUGAGCACCUGUGCACUUCAUUGUCGGUCUCUGUAAGACGUGGGAGGCAAACAGGACAACACAGAGAAAAAUUACAGCAAAAAGUCCCCAUCGCUCUCUGAAUAUCAUGCAUUUUUAUUUGCUUCGACACAAACGCUCAGUGAAGAUAGCAUUCUCCAGUUUUCUGUGUUUGUCUUUUAUUAUGCUCUUCUACAUGAACUACACAACAACGCCACAUUCCCCUCGACUUCCCAAGGGAAAUGUGGGGAAACUCAGAGGAUCCAUCCCUGUCCAGACCACCAGGUUUACAGAUUCCUCUGUCCACAAAUGUCCUCCUGGAUUUUACAGCAAGCAGGAGUUCAGGCCUCACCUUCAGAGGCCUUACCAAAAUCGCUGGGAACCGGGAGCAGGCGGCAAGCCAUUCGUGUGGCGCUCUAUGACUGCUGAGGAACAGAAAGAGGAAUCAAGUGGUUUUAAGAAAAACCAGUUCAACCAGUUUGCCAGCGAUCGCAUCUCUCUGCACCGGGAUCUGGGAAAGGACACACGGCCUCCAGACUGCCUGAAGCAGAAGUUUUUGAGAUGUCCCGGCCUUCCAACCACCAGCGUGAUAAUAGUGUUUCACAACGAGGCCUGGUCCACUCUGCUCAGGACGGUCUACAGCGUCCUCCACACGGCUCCUGCUGCUCUGCUCACAGAGAUCUUACUGGUGGACGACGCCAGUACAGAUGAUCUCUUAAAGACUCCACUGGAUGAAUAUGUGCAGGGGCUGCGAAUAGUGCGAGUCCUGCGUCAGAAGGAGAGAAAAGGCCUGAUCACAGCCAGGCUGAUGGGGGCUCAGGCUGCACAGGGGGAGGUCCUCACCUUCCUAGAUUCCCACUGUGAAUGUUUCCCUGGCUGGCUGGAGCCUCUUCUGGCUCGAAUAGCUGAAGAGCCCAGAGCCGUGGUGAGCCCAAGAAUCACGUCGAUCGAUAAUCACAGCCUGAGGUUUCACAAACCAGUGCCUGAACUGCAAAACUACAGCCGAGGAAAUUUUGAUUGGAGACUCAAGUUUGGAUGGGAACGCGUUCCAGACGAGGAGAAGAAGCGCAGAAAGAAUGAGACAUACCCUAUCAG
Molecule: messenger RNA, 1356 nt
Organism: Poecilia latipinna (sailfin molly)
Lineage: Eukaryota; Metazoa; Chordata; Actinopteri; Cyprinodontiformes; Poeciliidae
Product: polypeptide N-acetylgalactosaminyltransferase 6-like
Exons: 6
Biological process (GO): protein O-linked glycosylation
Cellular component (GO): Golgi apparatus
Molecular function (GO): polypeptide N-acetylgalactosaminyltransferase activity
Source: RefSeq, a predicted model, not a curated record